CGGCGCGAGACGUUGUCAAUCGCGUGUAUAAUUCCUCUUUCUCGUGAACGAAAAGAGAUGCGGGUGCGGAGUGUUGCAAGCAGAAUGUACGCCGAAUACUCCGUUCCUUCUCGUGUCGACUGCAGCGAGUGGGAUGCCGUCGCUGGACGAGAUGAACGCCGAAUGCUGUAUGCUGAACACCGUACGUAUCAUCCUCCCGACUGUGAUUUGGCGUGCCUCCUGCAGUGCUCCGUGAUCUCGGAAAAGAAGCGGCGUUUUUCGAACAUGGAUGUAAUCUUCGCCCGUGGACUGAGAUUUAGCGUCGAAUUAGGCAAUGCCUCUAUAUUGUUAACAAGGUAUCUUCCGUUGUCGGCAUGCUACACAUGUCGUGUCAACACAACACGCUGGAAGUCAGCAUUCCCUGAAAGAUAUCGCCGUUAUAAGGCUGCGUCAUGUAAUUCUUUAGGUCUCGCAAAUAAUAUACUCGUGUAUCAAAAGUCACUGAAACAGGACAUCAGCAAAAAUGGUAUUAUCCUGGCCUACUAUUCGGACCUUAAGCCAAGUUCCGAGGGUGAUUGCCAGCAACCUCAGACAGAGCAGAAACUGUCAGUAUUUCAAAAAAUGAAACAAAUGACUAAAGAUUAUUGGCAUGUAUUACUACCUGUGCACUUGAUUACUUCGAUAGGAUGGGCAGCUAUAUUCUAUACUGCUGUUAGGAAUGGUGUGGAUAUAGUCCAGCUGUUGGAAUAUAUGAAUUUUAGUGAGAAAUAUAUAAAUUUAAUACGUAACUCGAGUGCCGGUGAUUGGGCCAUUACUUAUGCACUUUAUAAGAUAUUUACCCCACUCAGAUACACCGUUACCGUUGGAGGAACGACAAUGGCCAUUAGGUAUUUGAGCAAAUUAGGCUACGUGAAGGCAUUGUCAUUCAAGCGUCAAUCAACACAGCCUGCGGGCAAAGCUAUGACCAGCACAGUCAAACAAAUCUACAAUAGAACACGAGACAAAAUCCAAGACAGAGUGUGAAACAGACCGACAUACGAAGCCGCCAAAACCAUAAAUAUCUCUCCCGCUAUGUCGGACCUGCGAACUAGGCUCGGCGUAGCUCGGGGACUUAUUGUAACGCGAUGUCGAUGUAUAUUUCUCUUUAUGAAUGUAUAUUAUAUUAUGAUAAAUAUCCUGCAUUAAA
Molecule: messenger RNA, 1165 nt
Organism: Temnothorax curvispinosus
Lineage: Eukaryota; Metazoa; Arthropoda; Insecta; Hymenoptera; Formicidae
Exons: 7
Coding region: 58-1002 (314 amino acids)
Cellular component (GO): mitochondrion
Source: RefSeq, a predicted model, not a curated record